AUGAACGUCUCUAUACCAGACAUCGCCUGCUAUUAUCCCCGGCGAGACAUCGUAGUGCCGCCCCUGCUGACUCGGACCCACGUCAUCCCCCCGAAGCGCAUGCGCACUGCGGCUUCUGAGACUUCUCCCCCCGCCUCUGCUUCUGCUGCUUCUGCUGAAUCUGCUUCUGUUGAUUCUGCUGCUGAUUAUGCUGCUGAUGCUGCUGCCUAUGGCGGUCGUACGAUCCGUGUGCUGAUGGUGACGUCAGCUAGCAGCAUUGCUGACGCGAGCAGCGACAGCAUCAAGGUUGAACGCAUGCACCAUAACUAUGCGGUGGAGACGUGGUUGAUCGAGCUGUACACGUCCCAUGCAGCAGCCAUCUACGGAUGGAAGGUGGUGUUCCGAGGCGACAGCGAGCAGGCUGGGGGGGUCCGAGGGGAUGCCUCUGAAAUCACUGCUGGUGAUGGUGGUGGUGGUGGUGCUGCUGCUGCUGCUGCUGGCGAUAGUUCUGCUGUUGCUGCUGCUGCUGCUGGCGAUAGUGCUGGUGGUGCUGCUGGUGGUGCUGAUAGUGCUGGUGGUGCUGCUGGUGGUGCUGGUGCUGCUGCCGACAGUGCUGCUGCUGGUGAUGGUGGUGCUGCUGACGACAGCGAGUGGGGAGACAGUGUGUUCUGCCUGGUGCCUCCCGGUCGCGCCCAGUGGACCGUCCAUCUCGCCAAGGCAAUCCUCUCAGGCUGCAUUCCCGUAACCUUUCUCCGUGCCAACGAUAACCCCUGGGCCGCGUCCCUCUACCACCACAAAGCAGCAGCAGCACCAUCCCCCACUUCCUCCGCCUCCGCCACCUCUGCGGCCCCCUCGGCCCUCAACUACCCGGUGUUCUCGCUCAACAUCGACCCGGCGGAUCUCCACUCGCUGCCCCGCCGCCUGCAGGACGCCUUCGACCAGCCGGGGCUGGUGGCCAGGCUGCAGCACAACCUGGGGCUCGUGCAGGACAUGUUCAAGUGGCAUGACUCCCUGGACCAGGGAGCAGGGGCGGUGCUCAUGAGCAGGCUGAGGAGGAUUGGAGCAACGGCGGCACAAUCAGCUGCUUGA
Messenger RNA from Closterium sp. Naga37s-1, 1068 nucleotides. Lineage: Eukaryota; Viridiplantae; Streptophyta; Zygnematophyceae; Desmidiales; Closteriaceae. The record is from the annotation of a GenBank genome assembly.